ACGAUACACCUGAAGAAAAACAAUCUGUAUAUCGCCAUUAACAUGGAACUCCUUCCAUCAAUUUUGCUUUUGAGUGUAAUUGGAUAUGUUGACUGUUUUCUCCAGUCCAAGAGGAUACAGCUGGAUGGAAAUGGUUACACUGGAGUAACUGUAGCAAUAUCUAGUAAAUUGGACCCUACAGAAAUUCAUAUACAGAGACUAAAGAACUUAAUCACAGCCGCCUCUGCCCAGUUGUACAAGUCAACAAAAUACCACGUUUUCUUUAAAGAUGUCACCAUAGUUAUACCAAAGUCAUGGCCAAAUAAUUUUACCAAAGAAUUUGUAAGUGGGCCACAGCUUGAUACGGCCCACAUAAUUGUAGACAAACCCAAUCCACUGGUUGACAACAAACCAUACGUAUCUGGAAUGACCGGAUGUGGUCAUCCCGGAAGAUAUAUACAUUUAGAACCAAUUACGGUACAAGUUCAUCCGACAGUAGGACUUGCAGAUAAGAUACUAGUUCAUCACUGGGGCCAUUUCAGAUGGGGGUUAUUUGACGAACAUGGCGAUAAAGAAGCACCCAUCAUGGAAGCAAAUAGAAACCCUUGGUUUUACUCUACUGAGGGGACAUUUAAACCCAAUAUAUGUGCUAGAAACAUAAAGGGCCAAAACCACCUGAAAUACUGCCAGAGCUCCAAACCUUGUCUUCUGGACGAUAAUGGUCUACCAGAAAAGGAUUGUAAAUUCUGUGUAGAGGAACAGGACAAUACUGUAAAAGGCUCAAUCAUGGGGAAACCAGAGAUAUCUAGUGUUGUUGAGUUCUGUGACGAUGAAAACAGUGAUGUUCCACACAACAGAGAGGCGGAUACCCCUCAUAACAGAUUCUGCCAAGGAAGGAGUGCCUGGGAAAUAAUGAGACUUCACUCUGACUUCAAAGAUACAAAACCAGGCUCUCCAUCUCAGAAUACAGUUCCAACAUUCAGGGUGGUUCAACAGCGGGCGGGUCAGAAAGUUGUCUUAGUAUUGGACAAGUCCGGAAGUAUGAACAGUUAUGAUCAAAGGAUAAACAAAUUGAAGGCUAUAUCAUCAAAUUACAUCAGAAACUGGUCACCAAAUGCUACAUCCAUUGCCGUGGUCACAUUUAACGAAACGGCCAGUGUCGUGGCGCCAUUGACUACUGUGACGUCAGAACAAGACAGACAAGGUUUAGUGACUCUAGUAAAGAACAUCAAAGCUCAUGGCGCAACAUCUAUUGGAGCUGGUCUACAAAAAGCUUUAGAGUUAUUAACAGAAGACAGUGACAACAUAACUGGUAGUGAAAUUAUUCUGGUAUCUGAUGGCGCAAAUACAGUCCUUCCUGGACCGGAUGAAGUGAGAGAGGAAAUUCUGGCAGAGGGCGUGAUCAUCCGAUCGGUGGCUAUUGGGAGGGAGGCGGAUGCCAAAAUUGAUAAACUAGCAAAGGACAGUGGCGGAUUCAGCUUCUUUUACUCCGGAAACCAACGGUCUACAGCGCUGGCAGAUAUUUUUCUUGGCAUUGCUGCAUCUUCUUCCGAUGAAGAAGGGAAGAUGUAUCAACUCGAGAGCAAAUCAGUGAAUGUGACCAAAGACCAGAAUUACACUACAUCAAUAACAAUAGACUCUACCAUUGGACUUGACACCACUAUCUUGUUAAUGGGACCAGGGAUUGAUUUCACAAUUGCAACGCUAUCAGGUCCAGGAAAUAGUUUCGUUACUUCUGGUGCCUGUACAGAUUCCUGUAGCUUAAAAAUUGACGGCAUUGCUGAGGUAGGUGAUUACGUCAUUGAGAUUUCGUCAACCCUUGACGUCAUUCUGACUCUUACGGCACACUCCUAUCCUAGGAAUCCUUCUGAAGACGUUUUAACUGCCACUGCGUGGACAUCGACAGACUCGUUUGACUUUUCACCGUCUUCUCCAAUUGUACUUUAUGCUUUAGUUCAGAAAGGAAUAUACCCUGUCUUUGAUGCUGAAGUUAAAAUCUUUGCAGAGGAUGAGAAUGGUCACGUGAUCCAUGUAGACCUAGCUGAUGAUGGUCUAGGCAUGGAUUUGAUAAAGGGAGAUGGUCAAUAUACCGGAUUGAUAUUGCCAUCAGAAAUCAAAUCGAGUGGAAGACACAGUCUAAAACUUGUAGUAACUGGCAAAGAUGGUGAAUCAAAAAUUCUGCUUCCUGAACUGAAAAGGCGGAAAAGGCAAAUACAAAAUGAAAUAGCAACUUCUAAUCUCAAAACAGAAAACGUGGGUGGAUUUAAGAGGGUUGCAGCUGGAGGAACAUUCACUGUUCAGAAUUACAAACCAGUAACUGAAGAUAAGAUGCCACCAGCCAGGAUAACGACCCUUAGACUAAUGAGCACCGAGGGUAAUUCAUUUAAUGUAAGCUGGAAUGCUGUGGGUGAUGAUUUUACCGUAGGAAAAGCAUCAUCAUACAUGGUUUUCUUGUCAAACAACUACUCAGCCAUUUUAAGUUCAACUGAUACAGUGACCCAAAUUACGGACAAGAUUCCAACACCUUCAAACCCAGGCAACUUAGAAAUAUUUUCCUUUGUCCUACCGGAAGUUGGAGUGAAUUACUAUUUAGCUGUUCUAGCCGUUGAUGAUGAAGGGAACCAAGGUGAAGUUUCAAAUAUUGUUUCUGUGUCUGUUGUCAAUGACAACAGUUGGAAACGUGUUGAAUCCACAAAAGUGACGUCAUCACAAUCAAUUUCCAUGGAAGGUUUAUUUCUUUCAGCAAGUGCAGCUGCAAUAUUUGUUUUUAUUCUAGUUUCCUGCGGUUGUUUUAUAUGCAAAAAACGAUUUGAAUCGGGAAGUAAAGCAAAUGACUUUAAUUACCAUAAAGAGGAUCUAUCAAAUAAGAUGUCGCAUGAACGUUAUUUUGGACAUGAUUUUCUAGUGCGCAUGUACUAUUCACCCCAUUUACAUUUUGUUCGAGGUUACCAGGCACGUGAUCCUAGGAUCCAUGGUUACAGAGAUAGUUCUUACCUGUAUUACAUUUCAUAAUAGAAGGUGCAUGCAGGUACACGUGUAGUUGGUAAAGUUGUAAAACAUUUGUUAAGAUUUAUGCUUGGAAAUUCCACUAAUUUAUUGAUAUUUUCCAUCCAUCUUUUUUUUAAAGUAAUCCAUUUCAACAGUGA
This is a messenger RNA of Saccostrea cuccullata (small rock oyster), 3125 nucleotides long. RefSeq names its product calcium-activated chloride channel regulator 1-like. The transcript is spliced from 13 exons. NCBI's taxonomy places the organism in Eukaryota, Metazoa, Mollusca, Bivalvia, Ostreida, Ostreidae. Bases 43 to 2991 code for a protein of 982 amino acids. The record is from RefSeq and is a predicted model, not a curated record.